AUGUUCGACUCAAUCAAGCAGUCGGCGCUGUACCAGGAGCUGAGCCUUCGCUUGGUCUUUAUUGGGUGCUUCGUCUCCCUGGGGGCCAUGGGAUUUGGAUUUGAUAAUUCUUGGUGGGGAGGUGCUCUGGGGUUGUCUCCAUUUGGCAAGAAGUACGGUGAAUGGGAUGAGGCCCAGAAUGAUUGGGCCAUCCCAGCAGAGAAACAGUCUGCUGGCACGGGUACAGGCUCUGCAGGUAUCAUCAUCGGCUGUCUCGUUGCCCCAUGGCUAUGCUCCAAUUUGGGUCGUCGACCAACUUUGCUGGUCAUGGCGGGCCUCUUGACCGUGGGCAUCAUACUGGAGGCUACAGCUAUAACCUCCUUCUGGCAGUUGGUUGUGGGUCGCAUUGUCGUUUAUUCCGGAAUUGGCCUGGCAUCGAAUGUCGUACCCAUGUAUCAAUCUGAAUGUGCACCAGCCAAGGUUCGAGGCGCUUUCUUGACUGCAUACUCGUUUUGGAACACUUUUGGUGCUUUCUUAGCCACGCUGGUCGUAUAUCUAUGUCAAAGCAUGACAAGUCAAUGGGCUUAUCUCACUGUGAUUCUUUGUCAACUUCUUGUCCCUCUUGGCAUUAUCUGCUCCUACCCCUUCCUCCCCGAAACACCACGAUUCUUAGUCUACCGCGGGCGAUUUGCGGAGGCCGAGCUUGCAAUCAAAGAUUUGUUUGGUCCGAACUAUAACGCCGCAGAAGAAGUGCAACUUUUGCAGCUCCAGGUCGAGGAGCAGCGAGAGCUUCAUAAGGCAACCAGCGUUAUGGACUGCUUCAAAGGCAGCAACCUCCGGCGAACAAUUAUCGCGAUGGGUGUUCAGAUCUUACAGCAGGCUCAAGGAGUCUCCUUCAUCAAUAACUUUAUCGUGACCUUCAUGAAGCAGCUUGGAUUUGCCGAUCCUCUGAAAUAUAAUGUGAUUGUCAUUGCUUGUGGCUUAGUCGCCAAUGUGAUUUCGUUUUAUACCUUCGACAAAAUUGGUCGGCGCUCCAAUAUGUUCUGGGGAGCUUUCGUCAUGGCUGCAAUGAUGAUUGGUGUUGGAGGCACGACGGCAAAUGGCUAUGAAGUUCUUUCCACGAUGACACAAAAUGGCUGUGUCGCCAUGUUGGUUCUUUGGUAUGUUUUCUACGGUCUCUCUUGGGGACCAGGUGUGUGGAUUCUAGGCGGAGAGAUUGGCACCGGGCAAUUACGUGAACACACUCUGCUUCUCUCUUCGCUUGGAAGUUUCGUCACUUCAGUUCCCAUCAAUUUUGUCAAUCCUUAUGUCCAGGCUGCCAUUGGUGGUCGAACUGCCAUCAUAUACGGUAGCUUCUCCGUUACCGCUAUGGUGUUUGUGUACUUCUUACUUCCCGAGACAAAAGAUCGAUCUUUGGAAGAGCUGGAUGAGAUGUUCCAGCAGAAGAUUUCGACACGACAAUUCAAGAGCUAUGUGUGCACCGGAUUGGGUGCUCAGAUCAGACAACUGGAAAACAAGGAAGAUGUCAGCGAGAAGAAGGUCAGAGAGAUUGAACAUGUCGAAGCUGCUAUUUAA
Messenger RNA from Penicillium cosmopolitanum, 1554 nucleotides. RefSeq lists its product as uncharacterized. Gene Ontology annotation, cellular component: membrane. The record is from RefSeq and is a predicted model, not a curated record. Gene Ontology annotation, molecular function: carbohydrate:proton symporter activity. Gene Ontology annotation, biological process: carbohydrate transport; transmembrane transport. Lineage: Eukaryota; Fungi; Ascomycota; Eurotiomycetes; Eurotiales; Aspergillaceae. The transcript has 3 exons. The coding region runs from base 1 to 1554 and encodes 517 amino acids.